Messenger RNA from Aegilops tauschii subsp. strangulata, 802 nucleotides. RefSeq names its product probable non-specific lipid-transfer protein 3. Gene Ontology annotation, biological process: lipid transport. Gene Ontology annotation, molecular function: lipid binding. Lineage: Eukaryota; Viridiplantae; Streptophyta; Magnoliopsida; Poales; Poaceae. The record is from RefSeq and is a predicted model, not a curated record.
CCACACCAUCACACUCCACUAGCUUAACCACACCGCCGACACUCAUCUGAUCACCCACUAGCUAGCUAGCAGCUUAAGGAACUUCCAGCUAGCGAUCGAUGGCUCGUCUCAACAGCAAGGCUGUGGUGUCCGCCGUGGUCCUGGCGGCGGUGGUGCUAAUGAUGGCCGGCAGGGAGGCGACGGCACUGUCGUGCGGGCAGGUGGACUCCAAGCUCGCGCCGUGCGUGUCGUACGUGACGGGGAAGGCGCCCUCGAUCAGCAAGGAGUGCUGCUCCGGUGUGCAGGGGCUGAACGGCCUGGCCCGCAGCAGCCCGGACCGCAAGAUAGCGUGCAGGUGCCUCAAGAGCCUCGCCACCAGCAUCAAGUCCAUCAACAUGGACAAGGUCUCCGGCGUGCCCGGCAAGUGCGGCGUCAGCGUGCCCUUCCCCAUCAGCAUGUCCACCAACUGCAACAAUGUCAACUAGUUCAAUAUAUAACCCUUCCGACGUGCAUGCAAGGACGCGCUUGUGUGGAGCUUAAUGUCUACGUUGAUGGAGUGCUCAUACGAUACUGAGCUACUAAAUAAUAAAAUGAAGUUGCUUGCGUGUGUUAUUUCAGUACUGUGUCACUGUGUGUCUGUGUCCAUGUCUGUACCUUGCGCACACACUGUGUGUGCAUAUAUAUUUAUGCGACAUGUAUGCAUGCGUCCGUAUGCGUGAGUGAACUGUCAACUCUUUGCUGUACUCUAGUGUAGCCGAUGUGUACGUGUGAUGUGCCUGACCUACUUGUUCAGGCAAUUAAUGAAUAGUAAUUAUUUUCCUAA